AUGGCGGAUCCGACCGUGGCCAGUGAGAAUGUGGCGAUCAAAAGUAUCGAACCCCAGAGCGACAUUGACUUGGGUAUCCUGUCGCGAACUUUCUCUUUGCCCAUGUCUAUUCUCAAUUCUUUGACCCAAUCGCCGACUGUUGCACUCAUGAACCAAUUCCUCCAAGGCCUAUCCGGAUUUGCACACAAACGUGCUGAGAUCGACGCAGAGAAUCGCAAGGCCAAUUUGGAGACCGAAGCGAAGGCGAAGCACUUCAAAAACGAGGCCGACAAGGCUUGGCGACAAGUUAAACAGUAUCAGGACACCAUCAAAAAGCACGAUGAAGAGCGGAAACAUGACGCCGCGGAGUUACUAAAUUGUCAAGCCGAGACUAUUCAUGCUGAGAAGGUCUCUUCAGACCAAGCCGAAGAGCUUCGCUGUCUAAAGCACGAGCUUGCCGAACAGAAGAAGUCUUCCAAUGAACUUGUUGUUGUGCUAGAUGCCAAAAAUCGCGAUGCCACGAACUCCAUCCAAGAGAGAGAGGGCCUGAACAGAAAACUCGCCGAUCUUAAACGUCAACUUGAUGCAACCGAGCAAAAGUGUCAGGAAAAGACUAGUGAAGCUCAUGUUUACCAAUUGCGUAUCGGCACUCUCCAAACCGAGCUCCACAGCACCAAAGUAAACCAGGAGUAUUAUGCGGACACACUGGAACAGCACCAGAAGGAGCACGCCAAGUAUCGAAAGGAAAAGACCCAGCGUAUCGACUUUCUUCAAAAAGAAAAUGCCGCCACAAAAACUGCUCUUGAGACAUCUGAGCGCCGUGAAACCGACGCCAAGAAACUUCUAGAGAGCACUGAGAAGCGUUAUGCGGAGUCUUUGGAUACCAUCAAGAACCUCAAGGAGGAUCACCACUACCAAAUCGAGAAUCUGAGAAACGAGUUGGAAUCUGAAAAGCGGCUUUGCGAUAUGUACAAGAGCACUUCAAACAGCCGUUCAGAACAUGCCACAGACGCGUCAACGGCCCUCGAGUUGUCACACCGAAAGGCAGAACGUUUGGCCCGCGCGCUGGAAAAUGCGGAGAAGGACAAGGCUCUCGCCCAGAGUCGUGUGACCGAACUCGAGUCGCAACUGGCCGAAGACACACACAAGAGCACUCCGGACAUCUCCACCAGUCGGUCAACAAAUAGAGUACCUUAUUCCAAUAUCCCCAAGCGCAAACGCUUGUUUCCCAGCCUUCACCCGUUCUCACCCCAGGAGAAGUCAGAGACCCAAACUGUUGUCGAAGCUUCCACUAUGCGGGGUUCGCUGAGGGGAUCCCGGACCCAUAACCACUCAAUGGACGGCAUAACCCAAGAUUUGACGAAAUCUCUUGACUUCAUAAAUCCGGAGAUGGCUUAUCUACGCGGACGUGCCGAAAAUGGCACGUUGGUGUUGGCCGACCAAUCGAAUCAGCAUGCGAUAGAGAAGACUGACCUAGAGACUGAGGCUAAGUACAGCAAAGAUCGUAUGCUCAGCCAAGAUCUUAAGAACAAGCUCUUGGAAGAGCAUGUCAACGAUCUUGCAAUGCAGUUGCGAGGCUUAGUCGGCGAAAAAGAUGCCCUCCUUCAGGGUGCUGAAUUUGAUCGCGCUGAAUUUGAGUCACAAAUGCACAUCGACCUUGAAGUGUAUGCACAGGGCACUACUCCUACGGCUCAGUUCGUCCGUCGGAAUUUGACCAGAUUUCUGGACGCGAAGGAUCUGGUUGAUCAGAAUGUGGUUCUCCGACAAUCGCUUCGACAGGCAGCUUACAACUUCGACCUGUCGAAGUCCGAGGCCAAGGAAACGGCCGAUAAGUUGUCUCAGAAUGAACAAGAUGCUUUGUCUUCGGCUAUGCGAAUUAAAUCGAUGCAGAGCGAGAUUGAUGGUCUCCUCUCCUUGAGCAAAAGUCACGCCGCCGAGCGCAACAUCCUCCGGAGCAUGUUAGUGCAUAAUAAUUUCAAUGACUAUCCAAACACCACAAUCGAUCUACCUGUCAAUGGUCCAAUUCCAGCACAGGAUCCCUCGUCAUCUGGAGAGUUUUCCCAGUUACUCAGCUCUGUGACACAACAAUUUGAUGCAUUCCGAGAAGAAUCCGCACAGGAUAAGAAGUUUAUGCGUGAUCAGGUUGAAGAAUAUUCGCGCAAGGCCAAUGAGACUGCCAUCGAACUCAUCCAACGCACCAGCGACCUUGAGGCAUCUAAUGCGCGUCUUGCUCGUGUGCAAGCAAACUACGAGAUGCUGAAGAAUGAAAACAGCAAAAUUGAAGCUCGUUAUUCAAAUCUUCUCGAGACAUUCAACAACGUGGAAUCACAGGGUCAACAGAGCGCUCUAGAACUGGGCGAAUUCCGAUCCAAUUUCGAGUCCCUCAAGCGAGAGUUGGCUGGGAUUAAACUUGAAAAGGCCGUCAUGCUUGACAGAGAGAUGCGACUAAUCAAGGAUCUCGAGAUUGAGCAGGGUCAACACAAUGCGACAAAGCAACUUCUCGCGAUUACCCAGAAGACUGCCACUGAUGAUGCCAAUUCCUACGCUGAUCGCCUCCGGGCUGGGAAUAUUUCAAUGGAAUCUCUACAAUCCACGAAUCGGGAUCUCUCGCACAAGUUAGCCGAGGCAUAUGACGAAAAUUCGAGAUUGCAAGCGCGCCGCAUUUCCGAGGAAGACACUAAGCAAAAUCGAAUCGACGAAUUGAUUGAGGCCCGGAAGUCAGACGAUCGCAAGUAUCAAGCCCUAAUGGAUAUCAAAAACCGCCUCCAGCACGCCAACUCUGCGCUUCAUACCGCCAUGGAUCAGGAUCAGGAACGUCUCCGAGUAUUCAAUGCGGAUCCUACCUUGUCACCCGGUCGAGUCAGAAGCCCGAGUCCCACUCAGCUAUUGACUGGAGAGGACGAUCUUACUCCGGAGCAACAGCUGAAGGUCAAGAUCUCCAAACUUGAGCGUGAGCUUGCUCAUACGAAGGAUAAAUGCAACCAGGCCCUAGACGAGGCUGAGCAACUUAAAGUCGUCAGCCAAUCAUCUGAAGAUCGCCUGAACGAAGCUACAGAAUCACACACACAUUAUCACAAGGAUACAGAAGCUCUCCUCAAGAACCGAAACACAACAAUUUCCAUGCUGGAAGCCAAGUGUUGUGAACUUGAAAAGCAAGUCGCGGACAUGGAUCCUAAGAUGGAGAAUGAGCGGCAAACAUUCGCGGAUCAAAAGCACAGCCUCAACAUGCAGAUCAACACACUCUCUCGAGCCAACGAAAGUCUGGCACAACAAAACAAAUGUCAUGUGGAAGACCUUUUGCGACAGACUGAAAUCAGUACGAAGGCUCAAGCCAACUAUGACGCUGCGAGUAACAGAUAUGAUGAGGCUGCGAAGGAGCUUCGGGAAAUUCGUGCCGAGGCUGAUGACUUGCGCCUGGACAUUCGUAAGCUGCAAGCCGAGUCUGCCAUGGACAAAAAUGAUCACUCUCAAAAAGAGGAUAUCUGGGCCGAAAAACGGACCCAGCUCUCCCAAGAAUGUAUCGACUGGGAGACACGUUACGAACAAUGUCGAAAACAAAAUGAUCUUUUGUUGGACUCGAUCCACCAGCUCACAUCCCAAAAGGCUCAAAUUGAACAGAGCCGACUUGAUGCCGAGAUGAUUGAGAUGGACGCGAAGGAGUCAGGCAAUACCCCAAUGGAAAGUCUUAAGGAAGUCAUCAAAUUUCUCCGCCAGGAAAUCGAAAUCGAAAGAAUGCAGAAAAAUCUUUCUCAAGAGGAAGCAAACCGUUUUUUCUUUGAAUUUGAGAACAGUCAACGGAAUCUCCAUGAAACGACCAUUGCGCUCGACGAGGAGCGACAGGCCGCAAAGCUUGCUGAUCCGGAUCGAUCGUCCGGGGCACAGUUACUUAACGCUGUUGCUGAGGCCGCACUCUUCCGUAAAACGUGCAGUGAUCUCCGAACCGAAACGUACGAAAAAGAUGUGGCCCUUGAAUCGAAAAAUAAGGAGAUCGAGAAAUUGAGUGCUCAAAUUCCCGACUUACAAUCCCGAGAGCGUCGCUUGACGGAGACUCUGGCAAUGCACCAAGAUACUAUCUCCCAACUUGAGUUAGAAAGAGAUUACUGGCACAAUCGGGUUGACACGUUACUUGGCAAAUAUGGAGAACCGACUGAUGAAGAUUCACUGAAAGAAAAACUUCUGAAGACUGAGAAGGAGCUCGCUGAGCUCCGUAAGCUGCACGAAGAAACGCAGGAGACUGAAAAAUCAGAGCACCAGAAACGUUUAGCAGAACUACGUGCCAGAUUAACCGACCAGUUCAAGGCUCGUUCAAGAGAUCUCACUGGGCGUUUGAAUGCCCAGGCUGCUGAACUGCAAGCCGCCGUUAAAGAGAAAGAAACAUUGUUGGAGCAGGUUACCUCGCUGAAGGCUCAGUUGGCUAGCCCACCUUUAGCAUCUACUGCUGUGAUGUCGGAUUCAGUCGGUAACGAGAUGAACACUUCUGACGGUUCCAUACCACCAAACGUUUCAUCCCCCUUGCAAAUGAACGAGCUUGCAGAAAAGCUCCGUCAGUUGGAGGCUGCGCUGUCCGCAAAGGAUACCGAAUUACAAGCUACGAUUGAGAAACAUACGAAGCAAGUCGACGAGUUAAAGAUGUCAUCUGCAGGCGAUCAAAUUUCCACUGACGAGAAAGCCACGACUGGAAAAGAUUCUGGUGCUCUUCCUGAUUUGACAGAUGCACAAGUUCGAGACCUAAUUGCGACGCACUCCACAAUCCGCCAUGUCGUUAGAACCAAUGUUGUUAAAAAAGUGAACAAGGAGACAGCAAAGUUACAGGGUCAACUCGAGGCUGCGAAGAAAGAACAGGAGACCCUAAUCGCUCGAUUCGAAGUCGUUUACGAUGAGCGUCUCAGAUCUGCAACGCAGUUAAAUGAAAAGAAAACCGCAGCUCGCCUCAGCAUGAAUGAACAACGCUGGAAGACCGCCCAGGCGAAGGUUGACGCUGUGAAGAAAGCAGCAGAAGAAACCCCUCAGACCCCUGUGGCCGAGGUAUGGAAAAUAGCACAAAUUGCUCGAGUAGUAUCAAAGACUCAACAAAAGUCGACUUCCUUGCCAAGUAAGCCGCCUUCACCACAAUCAAGCAAAACACCAUCACCGCGACCGGCUCGAUCGGAACGCCAGCCAUCGCCUCGAUCGGGACGUCCUGGUAAGCCAGCAUAUGCUAUUGGAUCACCUGCAGCUGUGCAAGCGCCUCCAAUUGUACAAGCACCUGCUGUCCAAACACCUCUUGCUGCUCCAGCGCCUCCUGCUGCUGCUCCGGCGCCUCCUGCUGCUGCUCCAGCGCCUCCUGCUGCUGCUCCGGCGCCUCCUGCUGCUGCUCCAGCGCCUCCUGCUGCUGCUCCGGCGCCUCCUGCUGCUGCUCCAGCGCCUCCUGCUGCUGCUCCGGCGCCUCCUGCUGCUGCUCCGGCGCCUCCUGCUGCUGCUCCAGCGCCUCCUGCUGUUCCAGCACCUCCGCCGAAUCCAUUUGGGGUCAUCCGAGGUGCCGGUGCCGCUGCUGGUGCCACCCAAUUCAUCCCCACCAAACGAUUACAAGACGAGCCAUUGGAGGGUGAAGGAACCCUCAAAAGAGUGCGAGGGAGCGGCAAGUUCCGCUCCCCUGAUAAUACGAUGAUAGAAUCUGCUGAAGUUCCGGAGGAAGAAUUAUAG
Messenger RNA from Penicillium malachiteum, 5661 nucleotides. RefSeq names its product putative filament-forming protein (Tpr/p270). Lineage: Eukaryota; Fungi; Ascomycota; Eurotiomycetes; Eurotiales; Aspergillaceae. Bases 1 to 5661 code for a protein of 1886 amino acids. The transcript has 3 exons. Gene Ontology annotation, cellular component: nuclear pore. The record is from RefSeq and is a predicted model, not a curated record. Gene Ontology annotation, biological process: protein import into nucleus; mRNA export from nucleus. Gene Ontology annotation, molecular function: structural constituent of nuclear pore.